AUGGGGGGUAGCAGUAGUGCGAGUAGUAGUGGUAGUCGUAGCAGUAGUAGUUCUAGUGGGAAUGUGAUGAUGAUGAUACGGAUGAUGAUUCGAGACGGUCUCGAGGAUGUAAAAAAGUACAUCGAAGAAACAACGAACAACAAAGAAGACUCGAAAACUAGUAUUCGAAACGCCGCGCUGGUGUUCGCGUGCACGUACCUCCUACAAAUGUACGUAUUUUCGACGACGAGAGCGAUGAGAAAUCCAACCGCGUUUCCUCAGCGAAGAUACUUUUUGGAAACGUUAGUGUACUUCAUCUUCGCGUUCCCGUUGGCGACUUUACAAGCCGCGUGGGUGCUCUUUUGGAUUAUAUUCUGGCAACUGUGUGGGAAGCCGCUGUGGAAGCCGACGUUUCCGCACAGGUUUAAAAAGAACACGACGUACGUGAACGAAAAGAAACGAAGAGAUAAGACUGAAAACGGGGACGAUCACGCGCACGUGAGUUUAUGCGGGGGAGGGUUUCGAACCUGGUACCAUUUAGGCGUGUAUUUUGGGUUGAGAGAUAACUUUGGCGAGACUGGAGUGGACGAUAUCGUCUUCGCGGGCGCCUCCAUCGGCGCGUUGGUCGCCGCGUUGGCGGGCGCAAACGUGAAACCUGAGGAAAUUUGGAAACAAAUCCCUCCAAUCGCGCACGAGUUUAGAGAACCAAUGGGGUUCAUUCAUAAUUUAACCAAUAUUGGACAGUAUUGCAGGUAUUUAUUGAACGCGUUGUUACCGGAAGACGCGCAUAAAAAGUGCAACGGGAGAGUGUUCUUAUCCGUCACCAAGUUGUUCCCGACGCCGCACAACGUCAUCAUCUCCGAGUGGCACUCGCGAGAGGAUUUGAUCAAUUGCGUUUUGGCGUGCGGAUACAUACCUGGCUGGACCUGGCCUGGGUUUUGCGUGUGGGACGGCAACAUCUGCGUCGACGGCGGCGUGACGAACAACUUACCCAGCUUACACGAAAACGCCUUGCGAGUAGGAUUAGACGAAGACGAUAUCAAACACUGGAACGCGGUUUUGUGCCCAUCCCAGGCGUUACCGAGGGUGAACACGUUCAUCCCAGCCGAUGACGAACACUUGACUGCCAUGGUCGAGGAAGGCAAAGACGAUUUCGAGGAUUGGUUGGACACUCCGGCGGGAGUUGAGUUCGCUUUGCGUCUCCACGGUAGGAAACGACACAAGAGAUAUUCCAUCGAAAUAGACCCGAACGUAGAGGGAUUCCAUAGAUAA
This is a messenger RNA of Bathycoccus prasinos, 1251 nucleotides long. RefSeq lists its product with no specific name. Gene Ontology annotation, biological process: lipid homeostasis; triglyceride catabolic process. NCBI's taxonomy places the organism in Eukaryota, Viridiplantae, Chlorophyta, Mamiellophyceae, Mamiellales, Bathycoccaceae. The transcript has a single exon. The record is from RefSeq and is a predicted model, not a curated record. The coding region runs from base 1 to 1251 and encodes 416 amino acids. Gene Ontology annotation, molecular function: triacylglycerol lipase activity. Gene Ontology annotation, cellular component: membrane; cytoplasm; lipid droplet.